AUGUUGUAUCCUAGACUUGAUCCAGCCUAUCCUGCUCAGGGGUCGGGACGGAGUGAAUGGAGUAUAGAAGUAUUCAUCCCUGCGUACACUUCACGAGCCACUUCUGUCAACCAUACAGCAGUUGUGUUUAUGAUAUCUAUCAUAUGCUAUCAGACUUUUAGCGUCCCAUUCUUUUGGGUUCCUGCGGGACUGUCUCCACCAUUCCCGCUAGGAAAUGGCCCGAUUAUCAGGCGUAUGAUGGGACCCACCAAACUUACGGAAAUGCUCGGUUUUAGCGUGUUGGCUCGCAAAUGGCGCUAA
Pseudocercospora fijiensis CIRAD86 is the source of this 300-nucleotide messenger RNA. RefSeq lists its product as uncharacterized. The record is from RefSeq and is a predicted model, not a curated record. The coding region runs from base 1 to 300 and encodes 99 amino acids. NCBI's taxonomy places the organism in Eukaryota, Fungi, Ascomycota, Dothideomycetes, Mycosphaerellales, Mycosphaerellaceae. The transcript is spliced from 3 exons.